AUGGAGCAUGGCUUGGCGUCAUCUUGGGCGAGCUCAGCACACUUUCAGUUCCCUACUUGCAAUUAUGCUGCCGUGCCUAGGCCUGCACAGUUCUUUUUGCUUCGCGUUUUGGAGGAUGUAGGUUUGCCCACGUCUUUCUGCAGCGCACAGUUCCUUGAUGUUUUGCGCUGGUUGGCGCAACGCAUCUUUUUGCUUUUGGUCCUUGAGCCAGUUUCUUGCUGGAACCUAGUAAGUCGAAUGGCCCGGGGCUUCAGGGGUGCCCUUCGGGCCUGCCUUGGGCACCGAGUGUGCUACUCAGAACCAGUGUCGAGCUUGGGUCGGCUCCUGAGCUUCUUUCUCCUGCCUCUGAAACGGCGCAGGAGACGUAAACGGAGACCUAACCUCCACUCGCGCCGACGCAGUCAGCUCGGGUAUGGCUCCAAAGUCAUUCUGGCCGCGCGCUUUGUCGGCGGAAGAAGGGUUCAGACCAAGCGUCGUAACUACCGCCUUCGGGGCCGUGCUAAGCAAGUGCGUGCCUUGUUUUGGAAAGCUCUUGGUAGAGGCUGGGAUCCCUACAAGGGCAAACGAGUGGGCGAGGCAAGCAACCCGGGGCCUGCCGGGCUUCGGCGCACUCGACGAAAACGGCUGGAGAAAGCUCAGGCCGAAGCCUGGGGUUUCUCUUCCGGGCAGUUUCAGAGCUUAGUGCAAGCUGUCAGUCAAGCGGUGGUCCGGUCCCUUGCUGCUCAGUACCAGCUGCCUAGUCCUGCGCAGAGUGCUAACAGCUCCGCUCUCCCGCCGAAGAAGCCGAAAAAGAAGAAAGGCGGGCGAGAACCGCCAAGUACUGCGCCGGCUCCCCUGCCUGAGAAUGCCCCUGCCCCUGGAAGCACUGCUUCCUCCCGCCGGGUCACGUGGCACCACACCCCGUCCGAGCUACAGGAGAGUAGCUGGGACUACUGGGCUGGCUGGGACGGUGCUUGGGUUGAUCCUCAUGAUGCUCCCUGGGACCAGUGGGUCCAAGAUGCGGGAGGGUGGUGGUGGCCCCCUCACUCCUCCUCGGGUGUUGGCCGCGGUGGGCAUGCUUCCUGGCGGGUCGAUGCUCAUGAAGCUCAAGCUCAUGCUCAUUUUCAGACGCCGAAGACCAAGGUGCAGCAGCCCGCGUCACAGCCUAGAGUUGUUGGCAUUUCUCCUGCUGAGUGGCAAGGACAGGUUUCUCUCGUGAGUUCCGAGGAAGUAGUUAGAGCCAUUAAGCAAGGUGAGGCUGUCAAGGGCUCAGUCACGUGGACCGACAGUCCACACACAGUGCAGCUCCUCAAGGAUCUGUUUAACUCUUUCCAGCCGGAGCGAGGUCUCACGAUCUUGCUUACUGGCAGGGCCAAAGAUGCGGUCGGAGCCACGCUGACUCGGCUCCGCUUGAAGAGGGUCGGUCGCGAGCCCGGCGUGGAGGACGUUGCGUUGCUCAUGCUCGGCAAGUCGGCGCCUUGGAAGCUCCCCUCUGUGCAAGUCCAACAAGGCACGGUGAAGCAAAGAGAGCGUGUGGUUGUUAGGGUCGUGGUUCCCACACACUACAGGCGGGCUUUUGUGCCCUUACCAGAGGAGCAAUCCGUGAAAGAUUUGCUUGCCGAAUUAGCCGGGCUGAGCAAAAUCCGAGCAUGUCACUUGACCGGGGGCACGUGGAACUGGCAGCAGAUCCAGCCUUCGUCAAAGAAAGAACACAGCCAACUAGUGGGGUGGCUGAAGCUUCCCACGGAGGAGGCUCAAAAGCUCACUGAAGUUUCCGGUCAGAGGGGAAUCUUCGCGUAUCCUCAGAAGCGGGCCGGUGACCCCCCCAACAUUUGGUGGGUUAAGAAGCUGAGUGACGAGGAGGACGAAGAGUACCUCCAGCGGGUGAUGUCUCUUGCUGUUGAGAGAUCCCAGAAGCCUUUCCUUCGAAAGGGUCUGGGGACUGAUCUGGGUUUUGCUAGGAAUGAUGCUGAUCCCAAGGAGGCUCGCCCUAAGCAUAUCCAGCUCACUAAGGUCCCAAAGGAUUGGCAGGCCGAGGAGAUUCGCGACCUCUUGGCCCAGCAGAGAUGGACUAACAUCGAAAUCCACGGUAGGCGCUCUAAGCACAAGCAGGUGUUCUGGAAUGCCAAGGCUCAGCCACCGGCAGAGACUGCUCACCAAGCGGCGUGGUGCUAUGAAUGUGAUGAUGAGUUCUGCGUGACGAUUAAUGAAAAUCUGUCAAGGCCCUCUCUUCCCGUAGUCUCCUCUUUGGCCCCCGGCCCUCGGAGGAAGUGGCAAGACCGCGAGGCGCAGGAGCACGGAAAGAAGCCUGCCCCUCCAAAGAAGCCGGCCCCAAAAAAGGAGCCCGAGCGACGCGAGCGCAGUAGGUCACCGAAGCGGGACUCCGACGAAGUUGCGGACGGAGAGGUCGAUCCUGUUCCCCCUCCUCAGUCGGGGCCUGGGAGCAUGCAGGUUGAUGGAGCGUCCCAGCAAGCCGAAGCCACUGACGAUCCGGCUCUGCAGCGGGAGCCAACUUCAUGCGCGGAAGCCCUUCGCGUGGGUUGGUGUGAAGUUGACCACGGCGGCAGUGGGGACUGUGGGUGGCGCGCCCUCGCGGACAACUGGGCGUGGCGUAAAGACGGCAAUGCUCUCAGCGAAAAGGACAGUAUCCAGCACGGCAACUGGUUCAGGACGGCCAGUGUGCGUCACAUUCGCUCUCAUGCCGACAAAUAUCGCGCAGGUAUCCCCGGAGCUGAUGUUUCUGAGGAUGCUUGGAAUGUUUUCUUGCAAGAGGGCGGCACUUCGGCCGAGCAGUUCAAGCAGAAGGCCGAUGACGCGCUGGAGGCCUAUCUCGAGCGCGCGGUCCGACCGGGCCAUUGGAUCUGCGCCCGUCUGAUUCAGGCUACUGCGGACAGACUGGGCACCGCUAUCUGCGUUUGGAAGAUAGGCGAAGGGACCGCAGGCGAUAGGCGUUUUGUCAUUGCUCCGGCUUUUAGCAGAGGCUGGCCAAAAACGAACCCGAAGUCCCCCCCUCUCGUCGUCGUCCUCCGAAACAACCACUACUGUUCGUUGCGUACCCCUCCGGACGGGUCUGUUCCGUGGACGUGGCUGCGCGAGACACAGGCCCUUAGGGCAGACGACUUGCCAGGUGGUGCUAAACAGAGUGACCAAGUUUUUGUGCCUGCCUCUAAGGGGGACGCGGAGGCAGUGAGCGACGCGACUUCGGUCUCGCUGCGCACUCUGUGCCCUGAGGCUGCGCGAGCGGACAGAGCCUUGAGGUCCCACCAGGCCUUGGGGACUACAACGGCUGCGGCUAAGGCUCCUGAAAAGGCUUCUGCUCAGCAGCAGCUGUCAGUCCCGAGUGAGGCCACGCCCUCACUGCACACGAUGGUGGGCCCGGACUUACUUCAGGUUCGUAAGGCCCCUAAGCGGGCCCGGCUCAGCUUUUGCACUGAGGCUUCUGUGUCCCUGCACACUCUGGCGCCGGACGCAGUGUCGCAGCCGCCUCAGCCGGUUCCUGGCUCUGCACGCGACAGCUUAGCGCAAGAGCCCGCUUUGGACAGAGAGCUUGCAGUCUCUUCGGAUGCCGGCCCCUCAGCGGUCCCUGCUCGUCGGCGCCUUAAGUUCAAGCAGCACCCUUUGGGCGAAGUCGAAGACACGGGGCAUGACCCUCUCACCUUUUCCGAAAAGUCUGGGCAUCGCAAGAAUCGGGUGUCUACGGUCAAGUGGCCAUGUCCCAUUUGUCAUGUUGUGUUCACUUGGACGGGACAUGACAAAGCCCUUAGCCAAAAACAGCGCCACAUGAAGCUUGUGCACAACACGAGGCUGUCUGCGGUGGGGGGUACGAAGUCCGACAAAAUGAAGAAGCAAUGGCAACAGAACCCUCUGCAGUUCAAGACGGGUGCGGAGGCUACUAAAAAGGCCAUGCUCAGGGCCAAGCAGCUCCAAGACCAGCAGCGCCACGACAUUGCACACGCCACGUCCCUGGGGCUCUUUCCUUGUAUCAAAAAGACUUGGUUCUGCCGUAGGUGUCUGGUCAAGGGCACCACUCGGCAGCUCACGGAAAAGGCUUGCGAGCCGCAAGAGUGGUGCUGGAAAAAGUCCAACUGGUGGUUGGGCCUUGCUGGGCCUCACCGGGAGGCCCUCUCCAAAGCCUGUGCCCUUACGAAGGAGCAAGUGGACGAGUACGACGAGAGAGCCACCGCUGUGGUUCAGAAUGCACGAGCUUACACGGGUGAUCGGUCCGAGGAGAUUACCUGUAGGGCUAAUGCCAAAAGGGCCCAGUGGCGCCGCGACGAAGGGUACACUGUCAGGGCGGCUUCUCUCCCAGGCAAGCUUAACGCGUCGUCGCAAAUGCCUCGCUUAGUGCUUAAAACCUCCAGUCGAGGGGGCGGCAUUCGCAAGAAGCCCGCUGCUGCCAAGAGUGCUGGUGUUGGCCUUGAUGCCUCUGCGGCCGUGCCCGCCCGUCUUCAGGUGGGCCCUGGCUCGUGGGAGCGAGACUUGACGCAGGAGGGAGUGGAGCCUAACCCGGGGCCUCAGAAAGAGGCCAGGCGCCGCAGGAAAGCUAAGAGAAUCCUUCCCACUUUGGUCGUUUGGCAGCUCAACCUUGCGUCGUUUGCCCUUAGGGGGUGGGAUCUGCUGGCUGCCGCCGAAGCCAGUAAAGUGGACAUUGUUGUCAUGCAAGAGACUCGGAUGACUUGCGACGAAGCUGCGCGACUUAACAGUAGUCUCAAAAGCUGGACUUUGUUCCAUCAGCAGGAGGAGCCCCAGCAAAGGCGUGUCACCACGGAGGGUGGCGUGGCCGUUGCCGUCCGGCGAGGCAUUCCCGCUGUUAAGGCCGCUUCGCACCACUGCAGUGCUGGGCAGUGGCUCCGCGUGGCCCUUCCUGGGCUCCACGUGACUUCUGCUUACAGGAGGCAACUGAGUCACGAAAACCUUCAGCCUUACAACGAGUCUUUGUGUGAGGACCUGGUGGCUUUGGGAAAAACAGCCGCCCUGACCCUCGGCGACUGGAACCAUGACCCCCUCACUGAUCCUCUGAAUGUCCAGGCGGCUGGUGCUCGUGGUGUUGUGUGCUACCCAGCCCUCAGGACCAGUGAAGAGGAAGAGCAAGAGUCGCAGGACCCGCUUCCUGCGCCUACCAGGUGGGCAUCUAACCGCUGCAUUGACUGGGGGCUAUGCUGUAACGUGCAGUCCUCAGUGAAAGUCCUCCCUGACAAGUGGUCGGACCAUAAGCUGUUGGAGUGGGAAGUCACCGGCUUAGCCUUGUCUGGUGGGCUUGGUUAUAGGCUUAGGCAGGCUUCGGACCUUCGUAAACCUGACGAAGUCUCUGACAAGCAAUGGGAAGAACUUGUGGCUAGGCACUGGGCCGCUCUGGAGCCUGACCGCCAAGGCUUGGACUUGACUAACUGGCAGCAGCUCUCAACGGCCGUCGAGGAGGCCUUCCGUGCGGCCCUACGAGAGCUUGGGUCUCAGCGACGCUUCACGACAAAGAACUACAAGGGCAGAGUGGCCGUCGCCAUACCCGGCUGCAGUCAUCACAGGCCUUCUCCGGAGGGGGUUCCCAAGGUGCGUACCACCAGGCUGAGACGUCUUGGCAGGCGAUUCGAGCAGUGGCACAAACAUCCCGACCUUCAGCUGUCCGGGCAUGUUCUGAGGGAAGCGGCUUUCUUUCAGUGUCCCCUUGACCCUCUUGACCCUAACACCUUGCCGGCUCUGCGCCAAUGGUUGCAAGAGGAGCUCACGUGCCUCGAAACUGCCCAUAGGGACCAGCGCCUGCAGGACUGGAAACGCUCAAUGCAGCAGCAAGACGGUCCAGUCUGGAGGUGGUUGGCCAAAGCUAAAAAGACCGAGGUCACCAGUGGCCUAAGAAACGCUCACGGCAUGGUUCUCUCCCCUGCCCAAACCAUGCAGGAAGUUGAAGGCUUCUGGCGCCAGCACUGGCCCAGCAGCGAGGGUCUUGACGACAAGCAUCAAGUACUUGAGACCCUGCAUGCUGAAGCUGGCUUGGCAGACAAUGUCUGCCACCCUGCUAUGCCGCCCUUGAAAGCCGAGGACCUCAAGCGAACUCUGGCGCGCCAACGAGGGAAAGCCCCUGGCCCAGAGGGGUGGCGACCUGAGGAACUGUGGCAAUGGCCAGGCCCUGCUCUCGACCUCCUCGCUGCCUUCCUCAACAAGAUUGAGGACGGUAAACCCUGGCCCAGGGCCUUGCGACAAUGGCGACAAAUCCACCUCAACAAACCCGGCAAGGCCCCAGGAGUCCUUGAAAAUCUGAGGCCAAUCAGCAUCGGAGCCGCAGUUUACAGACUGUGGUCCGCUACCAGAGUCCGACAGCUGGGGCCUUGGCUUCGUCGUCGGCUCCCUGACCAAGUGCAUGGCGGGCUCCCGGCCAGGGGAGUCCACACGGCUCUCCUCGAGCCUCUUGCUGAGCUUGAAGUUGCCCAACGGGCGCCCCGCGGCAACCUCAGAUACCUUGGUGCGUCGGACCUUAGCAAAGCUUUCGAUGCCCUGCACGGUGCCUUGGCUGGUCGGUCCCUUCAGAGGCUUGGGGUGCCCAAACCUCUGUGUCGCGCUUGGCAGCAAGCAUGGCAUCAGCAAGAAAGGGUGCUCCAAAUAGCGGGCAUGUGCAGCAAGAAUGCUGUUACUAAGGUGGAGUGCCUCCCUCAAGGUGACCCCGCGUCACCCGCGGCGCUCACGGCCCCGCUCGUUGAGUCCCUCAGGAGAAUCUCUAAGAAGUUCUCAGGACAUCAAAAGGGCCGGCAGAUCCACAGGCUCUUCUUAGACGACAGAAGUUGGUUCUGCGAGAAGCGGCAAACUUGCUUGGACAUAGGGCUUGAGUGGCGCCGCGAGGUCUCCCUGUGGGGUUUAGGCGAAAACAAAUCCAAAUCAGACUUUGGAGUGGUCGGCUCCGCCUCUGAUCGUAGAAACAUGCAAGCUGAGCUCAAUAGACGGGAGCAGGUGGGGGAAGUGAAGCUCCGACCGCGCCUCUUGGGCUCUCGCGUGCACACGAACCGGGCGCACAGCAAGCCUCAAAACGAAGAGCGAGACCGGCUCGCGGAAGCCAAAAUGAUGGCUGCCUGGGGUAGUAACCUGCCCUGCGAUCAGGCCCGAAAGGCCUACUUCCUCAAACAGUCUGCGGUUGCCAAGGCUGCUGCUCCUACGUACGUGAGGCUGGAGGCCCUGAGGGCUCUUGAGGGGGUUCAGUCAACUAUCAACCGAGCUGUUCGCUCGUCUGGGCAUGCCAGAGGAGGCUGUUUGGCUGAUUUGUUUUUGGGGCAUAGCGCUUCUCUCAAGUUCCGCCACGGGCAUGUUGCUACGGUUCAGGUCCUGAUUCAAAGUCACUUGCCUGUGUUGCGAGCCGCCUGGCAUCAAAGUCGCUCCUACGGGCCUGUGGGCUUGACUAGAAGGUGGAUGCAGAGGCACGGUUGGCGAGAGACCGGCGUCUUUAGCUGGACGCACCCGGCUACUCAUGCUACGCUGCACUCAGGGGUAGGCAGGCACGAGGGCGGCAUUCAGCUUACUGAGCAAAACAAAGGAGCCAUCAAUCACGCCUUGCGUGAAGCUUGGAGGGCCGGGUGCUGGCUCGCUUGGCUGGCGCAGGGCUCGAAUAGGGCCAGGCCGCUGGCCGCUUUGUCCUGGCCUCAAGUGCGUGACAGGUUUAAGAUGGCCGUCAGUGCCUUAAACCAGCUCCCCGGCGAGCUGAAGUCUCAUGCUCAGGCAGUCCUUGUGGGACACCUGGUGUCCCCUGCGGCGUUCCAGGUCAUGACCAGCCCGCAGGCUGCAAUGAUCCCGUGCCCCUUCUGCGGCUCUCAGGAGGCGCCGGACUUUGACCACGUUUUGUGGUCAUGUGAGCAUUUUAAGGACAGCAGGCCCGACUGUGGAGCGCUUGACCCUCUGCAGCGAUGGCUUGUGUGGCCUUCGCAGGCUAAGCCACGAAGGGAGAAUCUUCAGGUGCUUCUUCACGCAGCUGAGGUUCGCAGAGGCGUGCUACGAGCGCGCCACGACACUGACAUCUAA
Molecule: messenger RNA, 7974 nt
Organism: Symbiodinium sp. CCMP2592
Lineage: Eukaryota; Dinophyceae; Suessiales; Symbiodiniaceae
Source: the annotation of a GenBank genome assembly